Messenger RNA from Nicotiana tabacum (common tobacco), 1138 nucleotides. RefSeq lists its product as uncharacterized. Lineage: Eukaryota; Viridiplantae; Streptophyta; Magnoliopsida; Solanales; Solanaceae. The record is from RefSeq and is a predicted model, not a curated record.
CCACAUCAUCAUCAUCCAAACAUUUGGCGCUAGCUUUUCUAUUUGCACUACAGCCUCUUCUUGUCCUCCAACUCAUAAUAUCCUCUACCCAAAAUUGUAGCAGCCAUGGGAGCUGGAGGAACCCUCUUCUGUUCUCAGAGUUUUAGUUUUGUAGUUUGUAAUUACACUCAAAAAAAUCAUGCCCAAAAUAAUCGAGCUUUGGCAUUGAAAUCAGUACUUGUACACAAAUUGACCACUUUUACUAAUCAAGAUUCAAUUUUGACAAAACACCAGAAUCUUCCUAUUCUUCGACUUAAGGUUGUUACUAGAGCUGCUGAUUCCUCUCAGCCAUCUUCCUCUGCUAUUACUUCCUCCGACAAAUCUAUUGUCCCCGAUGAAGAGUUUUCACUUGCCAAGGUUUCUUUUGGUGUCAUUGGGCUUGGUCUUGGUGUUUCACUUCUCUCGUACGGAUUUGGGGCAUAUUUUAACAUCCUUCCUGGUUCCGAGUGGUCUGCAUUGAUGUUGACUUAUGGUUUCCCACUUACUAUAAUUGGCAUGGCUCUUAAGUAUGCAGAGCUCAAGCCUGUGCCAUGCAUAACGUACUCAGAUGCUCAACUACUCAGGGAAAAAUGUGCUACUCCAAUCCUUAAGCAGGUCAGGAGCGAUGUGAUAAGAUACCGUUAUGGGGAUGAGCAGCAUUUGGACGAGGCAUUGAAGCGUAUUUUCCAAUUUGGACUGGGUGGUGGAAUACCACGUAGAAGUGCUCCCAUCUUACAAAUGAUUCGAGAAGAAGUGACUGAGGAUGGUAAAUACUGUCUAGUGCUGGUCUUUGAGGCAAAAGCUCUGCAGUUGUCAGAUCUUGAAAAAAGACAGGCAAAAUUUGCGUCCUUCUUUGGACCAGGAAUAUCAGCUGAAAUUGCAAAGGGAGAGAAAGAUGCACUAUAUGAAGUACGGCUAAUUUCCAAUACAACAUUGUAGAUUGUGAGAAAUUUUGUAACUGUGGGUAUAGUCUGUUGUUAUAUAAUUCAUUCUGCCACAUAAAUAUAUUGAUAUUUCUUCAAAAUUGCACUGUACAUUGUUGAACCCAUAGGAAUAUAUAGAAUGAUGAAAAUUUAAAACCGCACAUGGUGCCACAUUGUAUAAAACCUGCUUUUAUUUA